AUGCGCCCCAUCGGCAUGAGCAUGGGCAACGUAGUCGAGGGCAAGCUGUUCAGCCUCGUCACUGGCCUAGCCGCCGGUGCAGCCCUCUCGCUCGGUGAUAUACCCCCUAAGGACUUGAGCGUAGCUAUAAGGGCUGUCGCUUCCAAAUCAGCUUGGGUGGGGGCAUCUGAGACCCUUUUAGGGGCAAAGGUGUCGUCCCUAAGCCAAGAACAGUCAUGUCUCUGA
Perkinsus marinus ATCC 50983 is the source of this 225-nucleotide messenger RNA. RefSeq lists its product as hypothetical. NCBI's taxonomy places the organism in Eukaryota, Perkinsozoa, Perkinsida, Perkinsidae. The coding region runs from base 1 to 225 and encodes 74 amino acids. The record is from RefSeq and is a predicted model, not a curated record. The transcript has a single exon.